GACAAAGCAGGGCGACACUGACAUGUUUUGAUUUCGAUUCAUCUUAAAACGUUCAAAAUUCGUGGAUUUGUUUCAUAAAGGAACAUACCGCAUGCCAGCGUGUACAUUUCACUUCGAUGAAAUUGACAAGGUGAGAAAUCGACAACCAAGAUCCAUGUACAUUUCAGGCUGCUGUACAGAGGACAGGAGUAAACCGGAAGACAUGGCAGUGAUUCAUGCUUGUGGGAGUGAAAUUGACAAGACAAUGUACAUUUCAAUGACUGCCUUACAGUGAAUUUGGAAAUCUAACCUACAUUCCGUCUGUGAUUGACAGGACAUUGCUAUCGCUUGUCUGCCGCUGUGAAGAUCUACUAUAUGACCAAAGGUGGGUGGGACAGCGCACUUUGGGUCAAAUCGUUGACCCUCAGCUAUAAAAUUACAAACACGGAUGUUCGUCUACAUCAUAUACAGAAGUAGCUGUCACGAACAUCGGGAACUUUAUGACAAAACGACGAUGUUGCGACUUUUGAUUUCUACAGCGUCAGUCUAUAUUCUGUAGACAUUAUCGACAUUAUUUUACUAAAAAGACACGACGUCAAAAUCCAAGAUGACCGAAAACGACGACAUUUGCAAGAAGGUAUGCGAACUGUGUCCCGGCGAGCUAGUGGGAAGUUUUGGGUGGCCGGACAUUUUGUUGUUUGUGAUAAUGUUGGUGAUUUCAGCAGGAAUCGGAGCAUUUUAUAUGAUUCGUGAGGCAAGGGCUGCCAAAAAGGCCACUUCGGACGAUAUUUUGAUGGGUGGUAGGGACAUCGGUGUGUUUCCAAUCGCGAUGUCGUUGAUGGCUAGUUUCAUGUCCGCCAUCACUGUGCUCGGUACUCCUACGGAGAUGUACAACAAUAAUACCAGUUUCUGGAUCGCUUCCUGGGCAAUGAUACCAACCGCUGUCAUCACUAACCACGUGUUUCUGCCAUUCUUCCACAAGCUCAACCUUACAAGUGCCUAUGAGUAUUUGGAAACCCGCUUCAACCGGUCAGUGCGAGUUUGUGCCUCCAUCCUGUUCCUGCUGAACAUGCUUCUGUUUAUGGGGGUGGUGCUGUACGCUCCGUCUCUGGCUCUCAACUCAGUGACGGGACUGAGUCUGGAGCUGUGUAUAACAAUAAUUGGUGUCGUGUGCACAUUCUACACAGCACUCGGUGGUCUGCGAGCCGUGGUGUGGACAGACACGUUCCAGACGUUUGUCGUGAUGGCGGGCCUGGUUGCAGUAGCAGUGCAGGGAUCCAUUGAGGUGGGCGGGGUCGAGAGGGUGUGGCAGAUUGCAAACGAAAAGGGACGGAUAUUCUUCUUCGACUGGGAUCCAGACCCCACAGUCCGUCAUUCUGUGUGGUCGCUCAUCAUUGGCUCCUGGGUAGGUCAGCUGACAAUAUACGCAGCCAAUCAGACGACGAUACAGAGAUACCUGGCAAUCAAGAAGAUACACAAUUCACAAAAGGCACUAUAUAUGAGCAUUCCUCCCACGUUGAUCCUGUCUUGUCUCGUCUGCUUCGUGGGUCUCGUCAUGUUCGCCGUCUACAACGAAUGUGACCCCUACAUACUAGGUCAUAUCAAGGCCAGAGACCAGCUCUUACCGUUCCUGGUCAUGGACAAGUUGACUUUUUUACCAGGCCUAGCGGGACUAUUUGUGGCCAGUCUGUUCAGCGCGUCUCUCAGCUCCAUCUCGUCUGGUCUCAAUGCACUCUCCAUCGUGUUCCUGGAGGAUAUUCUCAAACUGGCGUGGGAGUCCAAGAACUGGGUUCCGUCUACCGUCUUCGUCAACAGGACAGCUAAAGUUAUAGGGUUAGUCUUUGGCGGAACCGUCAUUGGCGUCGCGUUUCUGGCACGACUUCUUGGACAAACAGUGCUGCAGAUCGUACUCAGCAUCUUUGGGAUGAGUGGGGGGCCACUCCUUGGCUUGUUCAUUUCCGGGAUUUUUAUACCGUUCAUCAAUGCAUGGGGUGCACUCUGUGGCUUGAUAUUGUCCACGGUACUGGCGUUCUGGGCAGGCGUUGGGAGUACGCUCAUCCUCCCAGUCCCUCCCGUCAGCAACGUCAGUAUCAACGCAUGUGGCGACUGGGUUGGCGUUCUACGCAACUGCAGCAUCAGCGACAACCACAUAGCUUCUAUCCUCAAUUCUACGAUGGCUGUAUCGUCUGUCGAACCCAAGGGAGAGGACCUGUGGAUCUACCAUAUGUCUUACCUGUGGUAUGCGCUGUAUGCUGUUCUUGUGUCGGUCUUGACCGGGGUCAUCGUGACCUUUAUCACGUCCCCGUGUACAGGUUUCAACACCCCAAGUAAGGUGAAGGCCAGCUUCAUCCACCGGGCAUGUGACCGUCUGUGUUGUUAUCUCCCCUUGUCCUGUGUCAAGGUCAACCGGGAGGAGAAAGAGGACGAAAUUGACUUCUUCAACACAGACUGGAUUUUCAAAACCACGGGACGCGUGCCGCCCUGGGAGGUCAACGACGAUGACUACAGCAUAUCAAGCCAACAGAGUGAACCAGUUGACAGCUACGACGUCACGGAGGUGUUUGAUGACGUCAUCGACGAUGCAUUUAUCACCCCUAAGGAACACAGUUCUCAUGAACAAAAUGGACACGUAAAACAAAAAGGAGAAAAUUCUUCAGAAAUUAUUGAAAUGAACACUCUUCCUGGUGAAAUGAACACCAGGUCUACUGAAAUUGACACGACACGUGUUGGAAAGAGUGAUGUUCUUCCCAGGUUAAAGAGACAACCGUCCCAUAGAUACAGUGAAACAAUGACCAGAUUUUGAUGUAUAUUACAGGGUUUGUGUAUGCGGAUGGAUAUUAGCAUUUAUACUCUGAUUAAGUAUGUUGUAAAAAUAUUUGCAAUAGCAACUCGUGCGGAAACUGUAUGUGGAGACAUGCCAUUUUGUUAGCCUUGAAGACACGGGAUUAGGGCAGUGGAGGCAUGCACUUUCUCUUUUAUUGGCUCUUGGGACACAGGCCAGCAGUCAGUGGGUUGGGGACAUGUACCGUUAUACUGACUCUGGGGCCACGGUCAGCAGUGGAUGGGUGGAGACAAGUACCAUUAUACUGACUCUGGGGCCACGGUCAGCAGUGGAUGGGUUGAGACAAGUACCGUUAUACUGACUCUGGGGCCACUGUCAGCAGUGGAUGGGUUGAGACAAGUACCGUUAUACUGACUCUGGGGCCACGGUCAGCAGUGGAUGGGUUGAGACAAGUACCGUUAUACUGACUCUGGGGUCACGGGUCAGCAGUGGAUGGGUGGAGACAAGUACCGUUAUACUGACUCUGGGGCCACGGGUCAGCAGUCGGUGGGUGGAGACAAGUACCGUUAUACUGACUCUGGGGUCACGGGUCAGCAGUCGGUAUGUUGAGACAAGUACCGUUAUAUUGACCCUAGGGAUGGCGGGUCAACAGUAAGUGUGUGGUGACAUGUACCGUUAUACUGGCUUUUGGGACACAGGCAAACAGUCAGUGGAUUUUGGACAUGUACCGUGGUAUUGACCCUGGGGUCGCGGGUUAACAGUAAGUGUGGACAAUUGCCCGUGUGGACUUGACAACAGUCGGUGGGUGGAAUUAAGUCCGUUAAACUUGCCACUCGGACACGGGUGGCAAGACGGUCGGUCAAACCCUGUACCGUUAUAUGGGGGUUGGGGGUCAACUAUGGGGUCUAGCAGGCUAGGUCCUCGUCUUCAUAUGUCUAUAUUGAGUUGUCAAAUAAACCGUUACUGAUA
Messenger RNA from Haliotis rubra (blacklip abalone), 3730 nucleotides. Its product is annotated as sodium-dependent multivitamin transporter-like. The transcript is spliced from 15 exons. Gene Ontology annotation, biological process: sodium ion transport; transmembrane transport. The coding region runs from base 587 to 2782 and encodes 731 amino acids. Gene Ontology annotation, cellular component: membrane. The record is from RefSeq and is a predicted model, not a curated record. Gene Ontology annotation, molecular function: symporter activity. Lineage: Eukaryota; Metazoa; Mollusca; Gastropoda; Lepetellida; Haliotidae.